Astyanax mexicanus (Mexican tetra) is the source of this 1966-nucleotide messenger RNA. RefSeq names its product SET nuclear proto-oncogene a (gene seta). Gene Ontology annotation, biological process: nucleosome assembly. The transcript is spliced from 8 exons. The record is from RefSeq and is a predicted model, not a curated record. The coding region runs from base 254 to 1060 and encodes 268 amino acids. NCBI's taxonomy places the organism in Eukaryota, Metazoa, Chordata, Actinopteri, Characiformes, Acestrorhamphidae. Gene Ontology annotation, molecular function: chromatin binding; histone binding. Gene Ontology annotation, cellular component: nucleus; chromatin.
AGAAGAGAGCGCGUGAGUGUAGUCGCCGAGUGUGUGUGCGCGCGCGUGUGCACUGCUACAGUUGUGUGUGUGGUGGCGCGUUGUGUGUAUUCGCGUUUCCUCGCUUUAAGUUGUGCUGAGAAGCGCAGCAGCACAAUUUCGGUGCGCUAGUUUCCGCCUUUCCCGCUCAAACAGGCUCUUCUCUACCGCAGGAGUUUUUACCGAGUCUUCGCUGAGAGUCGGUUCGCGUUACUUUUCCUCAGACAGCGGCAUCAUGUCUGCCUCGGCGGCCAAAGUGAGUAAAAAGGAGCUGAACUCGAACCACGACGGCGCGGACGAGACCUCCGAAAAAGAGCAACAAGAAGCCAUCGAGCACAUUGACGAAGUACAGAAUGAAAUUGACAGACUGAACGAACAGGCCAGCGAAGAGAUCCUCAAAGUUGAGCAGAAAUACAACAAGCUUCGCCAGCCGUUCUUUCAGAAGAGAUCAGAACUCAUUGCCAAAAUUCCAAACUUUUGGGUCACUACAUUCGUGAACCACCCACAAGUCUCUGCUCUCCUUGGUGAAGAGGAUGAAGAGGCACUCCACUACCUGACCAGGGUGGAAGUAACGGAGUUUGAAGACAUAAAAUCAGGCUACAGAAUAGAUUUUUACUUCGAUGAGAACAUGUAUUUCGAAAACAAAGUCCUCUCCAAAGAAAUUCAUCUGAACGAAAGUGGAGAUCCAACCCCAAAAUCAACAGAGAUCAAAUGGAAACCUGGAAAGGACCUCACAAAUCGUCCUAGCCAAACUCAGAGUAAAGCAGGCAAGAAGAGGCAACAUGAAGAGCCGGAGAGCUUUUUCACCUGGUUCACUGACCACUCCGACUCAGGAGCAGAUGAACUUGGGGAGGUUAUCAAGGAUGACAUCUGGCCCAACCCCCUGCAGUACUACCUGGUCCCAGACAUGGAAGAUGAAGAAGGAGAGGGAGAGGAUGAGGAUGAAGAUGAGGAAGGUCUGGAAGACAUUGAUGAAGAAGGGGAGGAAGAUGGAGAGGAAGAGGAUGAUGAUGGAGAGGAUGAUGAUGGUGAAGACGACUGAGGAGAAAAACGUUCAGCAUAAUCCCUUUUUACCUGGCCCCGCCCACAACCCACCUGCUUCUUCUUUAUUUUUAUUUUAUUUUUUUGGGAGCAAUUUUUUCCCUGUUUUCUCCCCCAAGUUGUUUUUGUGCUCCAUCUCCUGUUCUUUAUCAUGACAGUGCCAUUUUGAAUUCCCCCCAUCCCAGAAGAGACUCACAAUAAACUGACUGCAAAAUACUGCCAAUGUGGCAUUUAACAUCUCAGUUCCCAAGUAAAUUUUGAGGUAUAAAAAAAAACACACUGUAGAAUCAGCAGCACGCUGUCUGGAGUAGACUUGCAAAUAGCGUUUUCUUUUAUAUAUAUAUAAAUGUAUAUGGAUUCUUCCUGUUUGUGUGGUUAAAUGAACAAAAGCCAUGGUGCGUAGUGAUGUGCUAGUACUAGCAUCCUCCUUCACGGCUUUGUUACUUUACUCAUGGCGUUACAACCUGUUCAUGAAUUAUUUCCUUCUGGUUAAGUUUUUCUUCUAAGCUUGUGGUUUCAGCAACAGAUAUAGAUCACAGGCUGAGUUCCCGUCCCCUCUGUAACCUUUUGUCAGUUCAGGAGGGCUCAAGUCUCAGUGAGGGCUGAGGGAGGAAAGAAGAGGGUAUUUGGACACGGUUUGGAUUUUUCCUUUUGUUUUGGUUUUUUAAAUCUCGUCUUGUUUUACAGACAUUCAUCAGAUUUGAAAUGACGUUUUUGAUAAAGAAAAAUAAAAUCUUCAAAAAAAAAAAAGUUUAAAAAAAUCAUGCUUGUAAAUUUUGGCCCCCCACUGCCUCGGUUAGCCUAAGUUUUGUGUGGUGUAUGUUCUACUAACCUUAUCAACUUCUCACAGGAGAAAACUAGCUGUUGAGUUUGCUUUGUUUAAAAUAAAACUUAAAUGUGAACACCA